GUUUGGUUUUGCCUACCGAAAGCCUUGCCUCUGGUGCCUAUUAGCCUCUAUAUUAACACUUCUAUCUUCUCCCUUGAUGGCAACUACACUAUUCCUUCUACUAACACUCUGUAUAGUAUCUAUAUUGUGCAUAUAGCGCAUCAUUCUGCACAUUUAGAUCCAUUCUCAAUUGCCUUACAUACUAAUACCAUCUGAAGCAUUCAUUGGAACAUCAGUCUACAACGAAGCAAUGUUCGAAACUCAACCCGCACCUGUUUACUCAGAAAUGACAGUGUUUGAGGGUCCGCCUCCUCCUAUCUAUCCUCCUGUGGAAAGCCGCGUCAUCUAUCCUCGACGUGUUGACAGAGUCCACGAGAGACCAUGUGCGAUGAAUGCGCAAGGUCUCUUUCCACCAAGUGCGUGCCUAUUCAUCGGCAACCUCUCAACUCAAGUUUCCAGGCACCAACUUGCCAGAGAUCUGGAAGCCAGGUUUGCGAUGUUUGGUAACUGCCAUGUUAAGAUCAAAUAUGAUAAAAAGAAUCAGUUGCCAACGGCAUUCCUGCAAUUCGAGGUAUGGGUGACUAUCUCACUCCAGUCUCCCUGCUUGAAGAUCCCCAGUCUGACUUGGGCCUUUUUCCCCGCACAAAAGAGAACACAGGAUGCUGAAGCUGCUCUGCAAUAUAAUAACGCCCCUGUGCUUCACGGGCGUGUAUUGAGGAUCGAGAGGGCCAAAGCGAGAAGAACGGCGUCCUUGGGUCAUCGUAACGGCUUCCCCAUGACCGAAGCUGAUGUCUAUGAAGCCCUCUAUGAUCGAGGACCUCUCGAAGCAUUCUGCAUCCAACCGGUAUUAUUUCACGGGUACUAUCCUACUCAAGUUGCCACGGUCACAUUCGCUUAUAUUGAUGAUUGUAUUGAUGCCAUAAAGGUUCUCGAACAUUCUUUCAAGUAUUUUAUGCAAUUACUUCCCAUAGACGGAAGCCCACUGCUUGCCUGGGCGCCUCCGACACUCUUUUUACCUCCUUGCCCACCGUUACUACAUCCACCGCUUGCACACCUAAUGCUGCCACACGCAUCUCAAGUGAGCUCAAAUGCCACCCAUGAGUCUGGACCACGGUCUAGAUCGAAGUAUACAGUGGCCCCAUCAUCAGCCAAAGAUGGAGUUGUCGCUCACGCAGAGACGGAGAGCGCCUCAGCGGUCCAAUGUGGCACAGAAACCACCAACACAGACACAGAAAGUCAGUCUACCAUUAAAAAUGGGGAAGAAGCCACACAGGAAGCUGGGCAGGCUGCCAAAAAAGCGGGGCCUGCUGUGCAGAACCGUAAAACGACCACUACACAUGAAGAUGGCGAGCAAGACUCCCACUCAAGUUCAAUCGCAACUCCAGAAUCUCGAUCUAGGUCAGGUUCCAGGACCACAGAAACCACUCUUGUGGAUGGAUAUGGAGGAUCCAAUAAGACAAGUCCAUCUCCUGCCCGGGACACGGAGGGUAAUACUGGACAAGGCAAUGAACAAUCUAUCCUUCAUGAGUUCAAACAAUCACUCAAUAUCGGGUCCACCAUUAUUCCUAAAAUUCGACCUUGGGUUUACCAAGAAAUGCUGGAGAGGAAUAUUGAUCUAUCCGUCGAAGACGUCGAAGAGGUUAUCAGAGAUCUCGAAGAAGAACAACGGGCCAAGGAACACCAGCGAGACGAAAAGAAAGCAGCCAAAUCAAAGAAGAGAAUGUGAAUGGAAUGGACACAUGAUGGUAUCUUGCCUAGGUCGUCCUCCUCUAGAAACCUUAUCCUUAACUGCAGUAUUGAUCGGUAUUUUGAUCUGUCAAGUGAGUAGCAGUGGCUCAUUGUCAUACAGUUAUCCAUAAUGCGUCUUUGGGUUUACUCCAUUAUACGCAACUUGGUUAGAUAGUUCUAGCGUGUGACCAUGAUAGUCAGGGAUUGAUCCUACUUGGUGUUAUUUGGGUUUUCUGUCCGUUGUUAUUGGUUGUACUGGUUUUAAUGGCCGAUUGAUUGUUAUUAGUCAAUUUAUAUCUGUAAGGUUUGCAACAAUGUGGUCCUGAACUCAGGAUGGUAGCACUUUGAUGACACAGAAUGGGAAUCUAUGAGUUCAUAAGAGUAGUCCGCACUGGUUGAUUCCCACUGGCUUCAAUAACUCAGAGCCACAUGUAUUUAUAUGCUAAUCGAGUCACUAUGACCGUUACGCCAAUGAACCA
This is a messenger RNA of Paecilomyces variotii, 2186 nucleotides long. RefSeq lists its product as hypothetical. The coding region runs from base 230 to 1705 and encodes 491 amino acids. Gene Ontology annotation, molecular function: nucleic acid binding. The record is from RefSeq and is a predicted model, not a curated record. The transcript is spliced from 4 exons. Lineage: Eukaryota; Fungi; Ascomycota; Eurotiomycetes; Eurotiales; Thermoascaceae.